Molecule: messenger RNA, 819 nt
Organism: Fraxinus pennsylvanica
Lineage: Eukaryota; Viridiplantae; Streptophyta; Magnoliopsida; Lamiales; Oleaceae
Source: the annotation of a GenBank genome assembly
AUGGGUUCAAGAUACGAAGUCGAGGUAACAAUCACAUCAGCCAAGGACUUGAAGAACGUCAACUGGCGCCAUGGCAAGCUGAAGCCGUACGCCGUCGUUUGGGUUGAUCCGAACGCCAAGUGCUCCACCAGAGUCGACGAGGAGGGCGACACAUGCCCUUACUGGGAUGAAAAGCUUGUAGUUCCGUUAAACUCUCCGGUGGAGGAAUCCACCCUCCACGUUGACAUCGUGCACGCCAAUGCUGCUGAGGAUACCAAGCCGCUGAUCGGCUCAGCUAAGCUCCCUCUGCGGGAAGUUGUAGACGACGUUGGAUUUGGGAGCCGAUUGGAGAAGAAGCUUGAGCUCAAGCGCCCCUCUGGACGGCCACAUGGGAAACUGGAAGUGAAUGUUACCGUGCGUGAUCCGCGGUAUCGUGUGCCUGAUCCUUACUACGAACCGUACGGAGUCCCUCCGCCAGGGACUAGAGGAUAUCCCGCAGCGCCAGCACCAUUCGGUAACACUUAUGAAGCUCCACCGGCGCCAGCUUAUGCUGCUCCGCCGUCGGGUUAUCCCUAUAGUGCGCCUUCGUACGGUCAACCGAGUUACGGGCAGCCAGCUUAUGGGCAGAGUGGUUACUACGGGCAGCCGGGGUAUGAUGUGGAGGAGAAGAAGAAGAACAAAUUUGGUGGGAUGGGAACGGGAUUGGCUGUGGGCGCGGUAGCAGGGGUGGUAGGUGGAAUUGCAUUGUCGGAGGGCGUUGAUGCACUGGAAGACCAUAUUGCCGAUGAGGCAGCGGAUCGUGUGGAGGAUGAUUUGGGCUACGAUGGUGAUGAUUUCUAG